ACCAAACCUCUCCUAACCUCGGCGAGGGCAGUUUGUCGUCGAACAGCGUACGGGAGAGGCGCGGGAAACCCCCACACCGUGGCCCUCCGUCGCCGUCGCGGUCCACCCGUGGAAGGGGAAUCGAUACACAUGCAUGCAAGCUAUAUUGACUGGCAUUACCCAUAGUCGCAAAGAUCAGGCCAAAAAUUUGGGAUUACUUCUAUACUGUAUCAAUUGUUACUGAAGGCUAAUUACCUUGACGUAUCAUACUUCCCAAAAGCUUGGUACAUACACAAGUUGUCACCACAUGGGUUCCUGUGCUUCCAAGUCUGUCAUUGAGCAGAGACCACUGGCAAGGCACUAUGCCAGGAAGGGAAGAAGAGCCCGUACUAGUUCCCGAUCCAUUAUGCCCGAGGCACCCAAGUCAAGGUUGAAUGAUUCCAGAGGGCACAUGACUGACUUCUCAAUGAGUGAGGUUGUCCAUUUUGAGACAUCAUCAAACCAUGGAAAAUCAGAGCAUUCCAAAACAUUCCACCUCACACAAAUGCAGUGGCACCACAGCCAGAGGGAUUCCAAUGGUUGCUGCAAAGAAGAUGCGUGGUUUGAUUCCGUUAGCAUUCUCGAGGAUGAUUCUGAUGAUGAAUUUAAGAGUGUCAAUGGAGAUUGGCCCGAUGAAAAUGAGAGCGAAAAUGAGAAUGAGAAUGCAUCCCGUUUUGCUGAUGCACUCUCCCGCAUUGGAGACUUGUGCCGUGGUGUGCCCAUGACAUUAUCUGUAGAGCAGUAUCUGAAAAGAAAUGAUGGUAAUGAUCCUGACCGAAGGAGCCAAAGCAUGGCAAUGUGCUCCAGCAGGUGCCUACCAAGUUCCUUUAGCUUUAAGGGCUUGAAGGAGAAAAAUGAUGUCGAUGAGAAGAGCAAAGAGUGCACCACCCCAUCUCGCAUACGCAAGCUGUUGCACUCUUUCAGCUUCAAUGACAAGAUGCAGCAGUUGACCGGUGGAAGCCCAGCGAAGAAGAAGUCAACAGUUAUCCGGCUAUCAUACAAGAGAACAUCAUGUGAUGACUAUGACGAUGAUAGCGAACUAAGUGAAUCAAAGAAAUAUGUGGUCCGUCCGAAGGGAGGGACAACAAUUAUAUAUGGGGAAGAAAAGUCAACAUCAGGAUGUUGGACACAGAUUGAUCCAUCCCUCUUCAAGCUGAGGAGCGAAACCUUCCUCAAAGACAAGAAGAAAUGUGCUGCUCCAAACUAUGCUGCUUAUUAUCCUAUAGGUGUGGACUUGUUUGCCUGCCCCAAGAAGGUUCAGCACAUCGCUCAGCACAUUGAGCUUCCACAAGUCAAACCACAUGAUAGGCUUCCGUCACUUUUAAUUGUUAACAUCCAGAUGCCCGCCUAUCCUACUGCUAUGUUCCUCGGAGACAGCAAUGGAGAAGGAUUGAGCCUUGUGCUAUACUUCAAAAUCUCGGAGUACUUCGACAAGGAGGUUUCAGAGCAUUUCAAGGAGUCUAUUAUGAGAUUUAUCGAGGAUGAAAGUGAAAAGGUGAAAGGGUUUGCAUCAGAAUCAACGAUUGCUUAUAGAGACCGGUUAAAGAUCAUGGCUGGACUGGUUAACCCAGACGAUCUUCAAUUGAGUUCCACAGAGAGGAAGCUUGUUCAAGCAUAUAAUGAGAAGCCAGUCCUCUCACGGCCCCAACACAAUUUUUUUGAGGGAGAGAACUACUUUGAGAUAGACCUUGAUAUACACCGGUUCAGCUAUAUUGCAAGGAAGGGAUUGGAAUCAUUCCGGGAGCGCCUGAAGACUGGAAUCCUUGACCUUGGUUUGACCAUCCAGGCCCAGAAGCAAGAUGAACUCCCUGAACAAGUCCUUUGCUGCGUUAGGCUAAACAAGAUUGAUUUUGUUAACCAUGGGCAAGUUCCAACAAUCAUCACAUUGGAUGAUAAGUGACACGUUCGAUUGUAGCAAUUGCAGCUGUUGGGAGGCUAGAGGCCUAGAGCAUUUGAAAACAUGAAAACACAGACACAGAAACAUGAAUCACUUAUGUACCCAACAUUAUUCAUUUAUGCUAAAAAUAUUUGCUAUAUUACCUACUUCUGAGCAGGAAGAUUUCCUAUUGUUAUAAUAAUGAAUAUACAUAACAGAAAUGAUCCAUUGGGGAGUAUACAUUUUCUAUCUUA
Messenger RNA from Oryza brachyantha (malo sina), 2148 nucleotides. RefSeq lists its product as uncharacterized. NCBI's taxonomy places the organism in Eukaryota, Viridiplantae, Streptophyta, Magnoliopsida, Poales, Poaceae. The transcript is spliced from 11 exons. The coding region runs from base 287 to 1918 and encodes 543 amino acids. The record is from RefSeq and is a predicted model, not a curated record.